GGGAUCGGCAUGGAGAUGGUGAAAUGCUGACAGCCAGCAGUUGUCUUUGUUUAGCCAAGUGUCGAAUAAGUUGUGCCACGUGGUCGUGCGAGCGAAAGCCGGCGGGGGAGGAAAGGAGAACGAAGAGGCGAAGGAAGCGGGAGGCGGGGGAGGAAAGGAGAACGAAGAGGCGAAGGAAGCGGGAGGACAAGAGGUAGAGGCGCGGGAGGAACUUUUGCCGGACGAAAUGUCGCCAUUGCUUUAGUUCCAAAGACCCUGGUUUGAAUUACGGUCAGAUUCGUGAACGCAGAACGGUCGGAUGCAGCCAAGGCAGUAAGGCCUUGAGUGUGCGGAGUAGAGGGGAACGGGCGUCCGCGCGCACCCGGAGCACGUCGAGAUCGCGCUGUCCUCUUCUCUUCUUGGUCCGUAGUCGGUCGCUUGGCCUUUUCCUUUGCGCCAGGCCAGCCACGUCAGAGAGUGCUUACCCACCUUGUAAAAAUCGGCAGCCCGCCAGACACCACCUCUAGAUAGGAAGGAAGUCUUCGCGGCUUGUGUGCCUGUCGCGCACGUGGGGGGUGAUAUACAGAAGGGAAAAGGGCGGGGGGGGGGGGGGGGGGGGGGGAGGACGAGGUGUCUGGUCGAAAAUGGUGAUGGUGAAUGUCGGUCUGAAGUUGGUGGCGUAGUUGGGUGUAGUCCGAUGUAGGAGAGGUCUUUCUGGCAAAGAAGGAAAGAUUUUGUGCCGAUUUAGGAAAGUGAGGAGGACGUGGUACUGGCGGGACGAUGGCGGUGGGGGCGCGAUUGGGAGUCCAUUUUAACCCCAGUCUCUGCUCAGCGCCAAUAGAUCCCGGCCUGCGAACGAGGCAAUCAAGCGGGUGGGAUAUCGCGAAACGUGGAGCCGCCUCGUGUCACGCAGGAGCAGGACUCAAUUCGAGCGCACGUUUGGCGGGAAAAGAGAGCAGCAGCGCGCUUGUCGAUCGCGCGGGAGGUCGAGUCAAUGCGGGGGCACUGGGUGGUGACGCCAACCGCGAUGGACAGGCUGGAUGGGCGGCGGCGGCGGCGGCGGCAAAUGGACCGGUUUUGGCGGGAACGAAGGUCACGACGCGGCCCGGGGGAGGUAGCCGACAGAGUUCGGCGCUCGAUCAGCUGCUGAGGCCGCAGCCAGUGGUGCCAGGUCAGAAGGAGGCGGCGGCGGCACUUGCGCCAACGACAAGCGGGAAUGGGAAAGGCGCGGGCGCCAAGGUGGAUAAAGUUGACGACAAGAAAAAAGGGCGAAACAUCCUGGGUGUACACGUGAAAUCGGGUAGAUUGGUCAAGCUGCGUCGAGUGUCCCACAAAUUUGGGAGUCUGAGGUGGAUGGUCUCAAGACUCUCAACCAAGCCUUCUGUCGCAAGGUUCCUUGUCCCUAUGGGGGGGCAGUUUAAGUCAGUAAGGGAUGCGACCGACGCUGUAGAGCGUUUGAUUUGUGCUCCAGGGGUACGCUCUGAUACCCAGGUCCUGUUAACUUUGUACUUGAGAUGCUUAUCUCAGCCUCUCAGGAACCAGUUGGCAAAAGAGGCCAACAUCGAUGUGCACAACUUUCCUUCGUUUAGCAAGGUAGCCCUGGACCUUGAAGCAAAGAUAGGGCAUGGACAAACACCCACUACGGAAGGGAAAAAGAAGACACUGCCUCCCAACUGGAAGGCGAAGGGUCGCUUAAUGUUUGUCGACAAUGAUGGUUCAACCAUCGAGUUGGACGGCAACCUCCAGGAGGGAGUAGGUGCAGAGGCAGGUGGCGAUACUUCAGAGGGUGGAAUAGUCGCUGCGUGGACAGAUGAGUGUGAGGCUGCUUUCAGACAUCUGAAGCAUGCAUUGACGCACUAUGAAGUCUUGAAGCUACCCGAUUCUGAUAAGCCAUUUAUAGGAACCACGGAUGCUAGCCAGUAUGGCAUUGGCGCCGUGCUUGCGCAGCAGGAGGGGCCAAAGUUGAGGCCAGUUGAGUACAUGCCCAAGAAAAUGCCGUCUCAGAAGUUGGCUAAGUCUACUUAUGAGAAGGAACUCUAUGGGGUGUACAAGGCUCUCACCCAUUGGAGACGCUAUCUCCUUGGGCGGUUCUUCAUCCUCCGGACUGAUCAUCAGACCCUGAGAUGGACGAGAACACAACCGGUACUCUCAGAUGCUCUCAAGCGAUGGAUCGAAGUCAUUGAGGAAUAUGACUUUGACCCUCAGUAUCUCAAAGGGGAGUACAACAAGGUUGCUGAUGCCUUAUCGCGCAAACCGGACUUCUCAGGUCGCUGGUGUAGAGUCCAGCUAUGGCGCCCAGCGCUGCAGAAAAAGAAGGCAACGAAGAAGGAAACGACGAAGCAGGAAACCGCAGACAACGCCAUGUAUGGCACUGCAGAGUAUUUGCAAGCCAUAGGAAGUGUGAUCGCUCCUUGGGAAAAGGAAUCGCUCCUUGUGGUCCCCCCAGGUUCACCAGAGACUUUGUUAUCUUUGUCAUCAUUUGGUGGUGCCCACCUCGGUGGGGAGAUCAAUGCCGUGAAGAAGAAGCAGAAGCCCAAAAAGAAGAAGCGGGCGGUAGUUGCAGCUGUUUGCACUGCAGAUUCACCCUCCCCUAUUUCCGGUGCCAGCGUUGGAGGGAUGGGAUUUUCGGACAGUUUGUCUGGGGCGAGUGACAUGUCAGAAGGUGGAGCGGUUAGGCAGGCUGCAACAAUCGGUGCGGCGGCUGUUGUCAGUGUCUCGGUGGGGGGAGGUGGUGGAGGGUUGAAAGGUGGAGAUGGCAGUGGAGGAGGAGGAGGAGAGGGAGGAGGAGGGGGGGGAGGUGACAAUGUUCCCGGAAGCGACGGUAACUCCUCAUCCAAUGCGUUUGUCGACGACCAAGAGGAAGAAGAUGGAGCUCCAGAUGGGUCUGCUCCACAUGGGCCCGGGCAUGCAUAUGCGAGGCGAAGAGGUAGACCAUAUGUUGUUAAACCCCUAGCGUAUAUGGGGGCAACAACAGGGCCACUGGGUCAGACAGCAAGGGUUCCACCAGCAGUGAAUCUGCAGGAGGGUGUUGCAAGAACCUCGACGCCUGUGGCAAACGCUGGAACGGGAGGUGCAGGCUCAGGAGCAGGAACAGGGAGUGCGAUAACCUCUCCGAGGGCCUCGGCUCAGUCGCCAAGGAUGGGCCCAACUCGUGCUGUUGGACGGGUAGUUAAAGGGGCUUCUGCACCGACCAGCGGGCCAGUAGCGGCAUCAACGACGGAUUCAGCAGGAUCGCCUGUGGUUAUGGACUGGCUGGCAAGUAUAGUUCAUUCAUUCAGCAAACGGACGAAUGGUUUGGACUGGGAGAAAGAGAAGGAAAAGAUAGUGCAAGCCGCAGGAGAGGAGGUUUUGAAGUCGCUAAUGUCAAGAUCUGGGGACGAUGCGCUUGCUGUGCGUUCAGAAGUGAGCGCGUUGCGUCGACUUCAGCGAGAGGCAUUCAGCGACCAGCUGAAAACUAAGGACAGGAUUGAUAAGCUGGAGCAUUUCACAGGUCUACGGAAAGUCGCACAUCUGGGAGAGUCAAUGGCAGGUGGAGGAGCACUCGCUAGCCGAACACGUAUGCGUGGAGAUAUUGCAGUCGGUGCGGCUUAUCCUCUGUUGGAUGGGAGUGACGAGAAGGUCAGGCAGUCGCAAAAGCUCACUUUUGACCGAGUUGGUGCUCGAAUAGGCGUGGACGCACGGUUCACCUUUGAGACAGCCUUCCGCGGUGGCAAGGAUACUCUGAUUACCCAGUGCGUAUCAGGUAAGAAUGGUCAAGCCUUGGGGUCCUCGACAGUCGAUGGAGAUGCGCUGGUGGGACCGAUAACCGUGCGCAAGGUGGUGUAUUCAGCAGAGCUUGGAGAUAAUCUCAGUUUAAAGUUUUCACCUGUGGGUGCCGAUGGUGCAGAUAUCUGCAAUGCCUUGAACCCGUUGGAGGGCUACGGCCUGACAAAGUCCACUGCGGAAGGGCUACCGAUCCUGAAGAAGUGUCGGGGAUCGGCAGCGAGCGCCACGUUCAGGUUGAACGGAGCAUCGAUCACCACCGCUCAGUUCAUUGAUCGUGGGGCCACGGCCUUCAAUGGCGGCGGCAAUCAGCGGCCAAGCCAUGCCACAGUUGCACAAGUGACGCUGAGGCCGGAGGAGUGGUUGGUGGUCUCGCUGUCGGCAGUGAGCCAAUUCUGGGCUCCGGCAUCGAACAGAGACGAAGCAGGCACCCUGAGAACACCUCAGUGGGAUGACCAUGUGGUCCAGGACGAUGUCUUGGACGGAAGCGUCACAUCCAAGGUGAGCGUGCAGAAUGCGGACCCAAUCCCCUCAGCAGCAGCACCUGCGAGGUCGGGCCUUCGCCUGCCCAAGAUCGGUCCAGUGCCCGGAGGGCCAGCACUGCAGACCAUUGGCGCGGCCGCGGCCUGCGAUCUUGGAGGCAAUAUUACUAUGGCAAGUUGGGCUCAAUUCGAACGCGCCGAGUGGUUGUCGGAGAAGGAGAAACAACACGUGCGGUGGGGUCUGACUCUGUCGAAGGCACCUGGAUCAGUUGCAGGGAAUGGAAACGGAAACGGGAAUGGCAGCUCGACCGGCCUUGGUUGGGGAUUGAGCGUUGGAAGCAACGGUAUCCCGGAGACAGCCAGCAACAGUCAGUUGCCCCGCAAACUGUGGGAGGCGCCCCUUCAGAUGGAAGGGUUCUUGAGAAUUCAGUGUGCAAAGGGGUUCACAGUUUAUCCUGGAGUUGUCUGCACUACAGACGGGCGCGGGGAGUCCACUCCUGGCUUUGUUGUGCGGUCGCACUGGAGCCUGUGAAUGAAAGAAAAUUAAUCUAUUCAUAUUUCGUUGAAGCCUUCAAAUGAAAGGUCUGCUGUAGGAGCUUGCUUGCUGUUGAUUGUUUGCAUUUUGUGCGUGACGGGUUUUGCUGACUGACUGACUGACUGAUUGUUGAUUGCAUGUGUACUUUUGCCGUGUGCUUACUUAG
Messenger RNA from Chara braunii, 4924 nucleotides. The record is from the annotation of a GenBank genome assembly. Lineage: Eukaryota; Viridiplantae; Streptophyta; Charophyceae; Charales; Characeae.